Messenger RNA from Colletotrichum phormii, 489 nucleotides. RefSeq lists its product as uncharacterized. The transcript is spliced from 2 exons. Lineage: Eukaryota; Fungi; Ascomycota; Sordariomycetes; Glomerellales; Glomerellaceae. The record is from RefSeq and is a predicted model, not a curated record. Bases 1 to 339 code for a protein of 112 amino acids.
AUGCGCUUUAGCCUGUUCACCCUCUUCUACUACGUCGCCAGUGUCCUAGCUGGACGAUACAUCGUCUUCUUGGCUCCUGCAACCGAUAUUGACCAGUUCGUCGACAAGCUCCGUCUACGCGACAGCGAUCUCAAGGUCAUCACCAAGUGGAACAACCCUGCGCCUGGUCUUUAUGGUGUCGUUGUCGACACAAACGUGUGGAAUGUCUGGUCCCUGCGCAAGUUCCGCGACGUCAGACUUGUCGAGGAGGAUCGGAUUAUCACGCUUCCCCCUAUGCCGACUGCGGGCUUGCCGGCGGAGCCCGAAGACAGCCCCUCCCCUCUGCCUGGCUGGAGUUGAGAGGAUUGCCUUGCGUAAAAAGCAUUCUACAUUCGCGUAGUAAGGAGAUGCGAAAUCGUGGCCUGAUGGCUUUAGUAACGCCUGGAUCCUGUUCUGGAGGCAAUGGCUGAAGGUUGCGUAUAGGGGGCACUCUCAGUGGUCAGCUUGGCG